Seriola dumerili (greater amberjack) is the source of this 1101-nucleotide messenger RNA. RefSeq lists its product as uncharacterized. The coding region runs from base 51 to 818 and encodes 255 amino acids. The record is from RefSeq and is a predicted model, not a curated record. The transcript has 5 exons. Lineage: Eukaryota; Metazoa; Chordata; Actinopteri; Carangiformes; Carangidae.
UCGAUAUAGUUUUCUGCCAGCAGCACUGUUGUUUGGACCUUUCUGCUAUUAUGGAUCAAUGGCAACCUUGGUUGGUUCUGCUUCUCCCCGUGUCUUUGUGUGUUGCCACUGAAGAGAAUAUUGUGAAAACCAUUGCGGGGAAACAAGAUGUUACUCCAGUGUGCACGACUGCUGCACUGCAAUUCAUCACACUGAUAGUAUGUGAGAUCAGCACAAAGAGGAGCAGGGGACGACUGUGUCGUCUGCUGUAUCAACACGGACAUGACUUUGAGAAUGGCUGUGACUCCCGGUUCACACUUAUGACGGACAAUCGGACUGUAUUUCUCCAACUGGCCAGUUUAACACCAGAGGACAGUGGGAACCACACCUGUGAGUGUUCACAUAUUCAUGGAACAGAUUUUCUUCAUCUGAGCAUCACUGUGGAAGGAGAUGAGAAGGCGAGCACUUCUCCUAUAAGAGUGCUCAGUUUGACCACUGUGAUUUGUAAUGCUGCUGCAUUGAUCAUUGUUACUGGAGUUGUCCUUGGACUUAUGAUAAGGAAAAAACGUUGCAGAAACCAUACAAGGGCAGGACUAUCUGGAUUAUAUGGAUGUGAAACCGCCUGCUCUUUGGUGAGCAAGGGCAAAGAUGACCCAGAUGACCCCUACAUGGGCCUUCAGCAACGGGAAAGUGAUAUCUACCAAAACUUCCUCUCGAUGCACCAUCAACAUGACGCCAAGGCAAAUUCAGCCAGAAACAGAUCAGUGACUGUCCAUUUGGAAAAGGAAGCAAAUGGAAGAGACACUGGUCAAAGCUGUGAAAUCUAUGAAACCAUCUAAACCAACAGUGAAAAUAACUGUGAUAUCUUCGUGCCCCAGAGCAUCUGCUGGUCUCAGCCAAAAUACUGUAUAUUUUUAUUAAUAGACUAGUUUAACAAGUUGCUGAGGGAUAUUUUUUUUUAGGUUACCCAGAAUGAUGUUCUUAAUUAAAUAAUUGCAGGAGUAAUAAUUUACAGAAAUACUAUAAAGUAAAUGUGAAAAAUGCUGUAUGCUACACUACACUACACAGAAUGAUGUACUAUGUUGCUAAAUUUCCCUGAUGUUUAUAUCAAUUGAAAAUUCU